This is a messenger RNA of Cinclus cinclus, 652 nucleotides long. RefSeq names its product leukocyte receptor cluster member 1 (gene LENG1). NCBI's taxonomy places the organism in Eukaryota, Metazoa, Chordata, Aves, Passeriformes, Cinclidae. The transcript has 3 exons. The coding region runs from base 1 to 516 and encodes 171 amino acids. The record is from RefSeq and is a predicted model, not a curated record.
AUGAACAUCCUUCCGAAGAAAUCGUGGCACGUUCGGAACAAGGACAAUGUGGCGCGGGUGCGGCGGGACGAGGCGGCGGCCGAGGUGGAGCGGAGGAAACGGGAGGCGCGCGCGCUGCGGGCGGAGCAAGAGGUGCGCACCGAGCUCCUGAGGAAGCGGGCGCGGGUCGGGGGUCGCAGCCCCUCCCCCCCGGCGCCCCCGGUGCUGUUUCCCCCUCCUGAGGAGGCCCCGAACCGCGAGCACGAGGCGGAAAAAAGGCGGGAACAGGAGCGACGGGAACGAGCCCUGGGGGUGCUGACGUACCUGGGCCAGAGCGCGGCCGAGGCCCAGACCCGGCCCCCCUGGUACCUGCGGACCCCCCCGAGGAACCGCCCUGGACCCCGAGAAAUUCAGGGGGGGCUCAAGGCCUCGCUGGACCCGCUGCACCACAUGGGGGGGCGCAGAGAGACAGAGCCCGGCCCCGAAAAGAACCCCCCGGAAACGAAGGAGCCGCGGAGAGGGAAGAGGACAGGGUGAGUGGGUGAUGGGUUGUGGGUGACGGCAGUGAUCGAUCGAUCGAUCGAUCGACCGGAGAAGGGAGAGUGCGCGGUACGUUAUUUAAUAUAUCGCGCUGAAUAAUAUAUCACGUUGUAUAAUAUAUCACGUUAUAUAG